Messenger RNA from Bactrocera dorsalis (oriental fruit fly), 2929 nucleotides. RefSeq lists its product as uncharacterized. The transcript has 3 exons. Bases 244 to 2664 code for a protein of 806 amino acids. NCBI's taxonomy places the organism in Eukaryota, Metazoa, Arthropoda, Insecta, Diptera, Tephritidae. The record is from RefSeq and is a predicted model, not a curated record.
AAAGAAAAAAAUUUGUAUUGUCAAAUAUAAUUUUGAAUAGAAUUUUAGUUCUUUCAGAGUUUUUAUAAUUGUCGGAAGUAACCUUUACCAAAAUUUGUGUGCGCUGUUAGACAUUCUAAUUUUCGCAAUUUAUCAAAUUUACGUACAUAAAUUCAGUAUUUCUUUAUUAUUGUAUUGUAAAUUGAAUUUUCAUUGUUAAAGAAAUUGUUUUGUAAAAAUAAAUUAAAUUAAAUUUUGUGCAAUAUGUUCUCUGGUGCGAAACGUGCGACCAGAUUGGAAGCGCAUACGACAAGGCGCAAUCAGCGAAUUAUCGAGGACUUUGUCAAGAAUGAAGAUGUGCCACAUUGGUAUCGCGGUUUGUCUUCCUUUCAAAUUGAGGCCGCACACCAAUUGCAUUAUGCUAUACGCGAUGACCUUGAACAGGGUACAACACAUCGCGUAUGGAACUUAUUAAAUCGUAUUGGCUUACGACCGAGUAUCAGUGGUACUAACAUACGUUUCCUCAUGUUCAUGAGCGGCGGCAAUGAUUUGGCAUUUUUAUGGUUCAUUAAAGAAUUAUUCUACAAAACCGAUGGACCAGAUUACAAUCUAAAUGAACAAUUAAUUCUAUCAAGCAUUGCUCAUCUGGACACAUUAUUCACGCUACGCGGCCUAGAUAGCAUACUGCCGCCUGAACAGCCGACGAAAGAAGAAAUUCGACGCAUUGCGAAGAAGAAAAUCGCCAAACAGAAAUUAAAAUUCCAAAACGAAACUGGAACCGAAAACGAAAAAACGACCAUCAAUAGCAUGCGAAUUAAGUAUAAGUUGCCAUACUUUGAUGAAUUGGUGCGGCCGCGACUUUAUGAGCAUCCGCUAACCUCAUUUCCGCCUACCUAUCGCACCAAAUUAAUGUUUGAAGAUGUACUUCGGGACUCGCAUUACGUCAUACCGAAUGAGAGCAAUCGCUGGUUUGCCGAUUAUCAAUUGCACCCCGGCAAGAAGACGGGGGUGGAAAUGCUAACCGACAAAAUGCAGCAAAUAUUCAAAACUAAAUUACCAAGACAAUCGGUUAUGAUAAAAAACGUAUUUAAAAAACAUGUGCUUAAUAUUUUAAAUCCAGAAGUAUAUUUGCACGAGGAUAUGCAGAAAAAGAACUUAUGCUUACAUCAUCAAACAUUAGAGGAAAUGGAGAGAAAUCUCGAAAAUGAAUUACGUUGGCGAGCACAAGAAAAAUGCUUGAAAUAUUUCGAUACGGAAACACCCAAGCGGGAGGAGCGUAUUGAACGCAUCCGUAGACAGAUUGAAGAGGACGUUGAUGAGCUUAUGACGCAAUUCAAACGAUUAGCUAGUCGCACUCGUAGUCACAUGCAGAUUAUUUCGCAAGAUGAGAUUCGAGUUUGUGACUCAAACGAAUUUAACACCAAAGAUCGUUUGUGCGGUGGCGCACAAAGCAGAUGGACUGAUCUGACGUGCCAUAGUGAAACUUGUCUAACACAGCGAGAUUUCGGUUGCGUACACGAGCAUAAAGCAACUUCUACGAAGAGUAACGACAGUCUGCCGAGCUCCUCAGAAACGGGUACAAACUGGGUAGAAGAAAAUAUUGGCGACUGUUUGACUGUAACGGCGGAGGCCAAAGCGAAAUGCUGUAGGGAAUGCAAAACAAAGCCAUCAAAGUUUAAGCGCAAACGUACAAACCCAUAUGCGACGAAGAAACAAAGUGUUCGCGAAAUUUUACAUAAGAUGCCUUGCGAUUGUGGUUACAAAUAUGUGAAAAACUACGAUUAUGGGCAUUCCGAGCAGGCAAAACACGAAACGGAAUCGUAUUUCAAAGCACCCGAUGAAAAUCAACCGUACAUGUUCGACUAUCCCAAAGUGUUCGCACACAAGGAACGUGAAAGUACGCGCUUAAAUGUGCAGAAAGAAUUCUUAAAAACCAUAAAUAGCGAUUUAAAUUUAGAUAAGAAUGAUCCGAAUACGCCAAAAAAUCUAGAUGAAGCUGUAAAAGCAUACGCAAAGAAAGCGUUCAAAGAAGGCGUGGCUGCUAAAAAUAUCGAAAUGGCUGCAGAGGAAGAACUAGAGAAAAAUCGACGCAGAUAUCCUUUUUUGGAUGUGGAAAUGGAUUACUAUGAUCCGGAAGAUAGGAACUUAAUGCAGAGUAUGCUGAAAAAUGCGCUCGAUUACUUGGCGAAAAAUCCAAAGUAUGUCUUAGCCUCAAUGCCUGAUGCACAUAAACUGCCAUCCUUACUUUCGUGGAUGGCGACACGCUACGGUAAAACGUAUACGCGGGAGCAGCUGUUCAAAAUGCACAUUAAAACACGUCCAACAUUCCGCGCUUUGAAACAGAUGACCGCAGACGUGCUGAUGCCAUCAGCCCGAAGUUUGGGCAAUGCCGUUUAUGUGAAUUACAAUUGCAGAGAUUACCUCUUGAAAAAGACCGAAAUUUUGCGCAAUGAAUAUUACAGAAGAUUGAACGCAUCUAUUAUGGAUCAAUCACGUACCUUUUACUUGGCAAUUAAGCCUCAUAUAUGCAAUCAUCCUAGGGACACUUUCUUUGCCUAUAUGCCGUCGCGUGAAGCGGACAUACAACACUUCCGUAUUUGGCGUAAUCACGAGCAUAUGCCCGCGAAGGAUGAGUUCUUCAAACGGAAAUGUCGUGCUAUGAAGUUGGCAAACCGAUUUUACUGAGUCUUAAUAACGGCGUUUCCGAUUUUUGUUUAGGUUGUAGUGUUAUAAGCGUAAAAUAUGUUUAGACCACAUUUCUGUAUUUACAACACUUAGAAGAAAAAUUUUUUAAUGAAGAAGUGGUAGAAAUUUUGCAACAAAAUUUUGUUAACAAAUUAAUGUAUUUUUGUAUGCAAAAUUGUCUGCAAAUAUUUCAUGUUAACCACUCAAACUUCUAAAUUCAUAUAAUGUAAAAUACACAAAAAGUUAGCACGAUAAAAAAUUGUGU